Molecule: messenger RNA, 5099 nt
Organism: Hyaloscypha bicolor E
Lineage: Eukaryota; Fungi; Ascomycota; Leotiomycetes; Helotiales; Hyaloscyphaceae
Exons: 3
Coding region: 487-4782 (1431 amino acids)
Biological process (GO): positive regulation of transcription by RNA polymerase II
Cellular component (GO): nucleus
Molecular function (GO): ATP binding; DNA binding; ATP-dependent chromatin remodeler activity
Source: RefSeq, a predicted model, not a curated record
AGGAAAUCCAUCAACGAGGACUGGCAGCUGCGUCGCCAACCCCCCUCCCCUAGCCUCACAACCUCAAUAUUCAAACGCAACGACACUCAACACGUCGUGCUCCACGCGCGUACCGGCCGCAUACCGCCAUUUCGGCAUCGAUUUGCACCUCUCGCCCUUUCACAUCUCCCAGCCUUCGAUUCGGUCAUCAAUCGUGAAGGACUGAAGGGACAUCGCGCCAAGUUGAUUCCAUCUCCAAAAAGUCGUUUAACAUCAACACAGGACGCGAUCCAACGUUCUAUCGCGCAACAACACUUGCUUUUGCCCUCCGAAGGCAUCCGCGUCACUUUUUUGGUCAUUGCCGCCUCGGCCCAUCAUUCACUUGGCCAUCAAAAGCCCCCCUUACAUCAAACCUGAUGCGCAAGGCUGGUUCUUGAUAUGCGCAAAGGCCGAACAUAAGUCCAACGACAGUCCGCCGCGAUUGAAUAGACAUCAGAUCUCGCAACUAUGGCUUCCGUCCAGACCGCUCCCGCUGUCCAGCAGCCUGGCAGCGUGGCUCCCAAUGCUCCACCAGGAUUUAACCUCCAGGAGGCUUUGCAGAAAUACAAGCAGAUGAAGGAAUCCGGCGUAUCAGAAAAGGACCCCGAACUUCAAAAGCUCCACCAAAUUCUUACGAAUAUGUCACAACAGCGCAUGUUCCAACAAAAGCGAGCUGCCUUCGCUCAACAACAGCAGCAGCAGAUCUUAAAUCAACAAAAUGCUACUACCUCCGCUCCUAAUGGUGCCAACGGCACUCGCACUGCGCCUGCAACAACCCCCUUACCCACCUCCCAAACUCCCACCACAUCAUCUCUUGGCCCCUCUGCUAUACCCGCCGGUGCUGCGAAUACACCUGCACCGAAGGGAGCUGUGCAACGCACAACAGCUGGUGGUAGUGGAUAUUUCACCCCGGAACAAUUGAGCAUCUUGAAGCACCAAAUAUAUGCCUUCAAAUGCUUGUCAAAGAACAUGGGCAUUCCGUUGCCUACGCAACAGCAGCUCUUUGCUUCCCAGCAGAAGAAGUCACCUCUCCCCGCCGAUCAACCUCUUGACGCUGCAGCCACAAAGGCCGAUGAUGUGUCCACUGCGAAUGGUGUCGAUGCUGCUACUGGAGAGAAAGAUGCCACAAAGAUGAAGGAGCACGAGUACACUGGAUUCAAGUCUCCCCAUGCUGGACUAUCGAACAAGAUCAGCUACUCUGCGCACAAGAAGCGAGAGAUGCGACCUAUGAUUCCAAGCACAAUGCCAUCGGGUGUGGAUAUCGAGAAGCUCAGAACCGAGCGAGAAAUCAUUAUAUACAAUCGCAUGCAAGCUCGAAUGCAAGAGCUCAAGUCACUUCCAGCAAAUAUCGCCCACAUCGAUGUCCGGAAUGAAGACCUGACCCCGGAAGAUACGCUGAAGCGCAAAGCUUUGAUCGAGAUGAAGAUGCUGGGGUUGUAUCAAAAGCAGAGAAAUCUGCGAGAGAGAGUUGGACGCCAGAUGAUUCAAUAUGACAACCUGGCUAUGACCGCUAACCGAAGCCAUUAUCGACGAAUGAAGAAGCAGUCACUACGGGAAGCGCGCAUCACCGAGAAGCUUGAGAAGCAACAGCGCGAUGCUCGUGAGACUCGGGAGAAGAAGAGACAUACCGAUUACCUCCACCAUGUCCUUACUCAUGCUCGGGAAGUUAACACAGCGGCGGCAAACCAGCGACAGAAGAUGCAGAAGCUGGGCCGCAUGAUGAUUGCACAACACCAGAAUAUCGAGAAGGAAGAGCAGAAGAGAAUCGAGCGAACUGCCAAGCAACGUCUGCAAGCUUUGAAAUCCAACGACGAGGAGGCCUACUUGAAGUUGCUUGACCAAGCCAAGGACACUCGUAUUACUCAUCUGCUCCGACAAACCGAUGGAUUCCUGUCAGAGCUUGCCGCAUCCGUCAAGGAGCAACAGAGAAAGGCCGCUGAGCGGUAUGGAGGCGAGACCAAUGAUGAGUUCUUAAUGGAUGACUCAGAGGAUGACGACGAGGAUGAUGAUAAUGAGACAUCCAGGAAGAACAUUGACUACUAUGCUGUUGCGCAUCGUAUCAAGGAAGAGGUCAACGCUCAGCCAUCUAUCUUGGUUGGCGGUACAUUAAAGGAGUAUCAAUUGAAGGGUUUGCAGUGGAUGAUUUCAUUGUAUAACAACAACCUCAAUGGCAUUCUUGCAGACGAGAUGGGUCUCGGCAAGACCAUUCAAACAAUCAGUUUGAUCACGUACCUGAUCGAGAAGAAGAAGCAGAAUGGUCCUUUCUUAGUCAUUGUACCGCUGAGUACUUUGACGAAUUGGAACCUCGAAUUCGAGAAGUGGGCGCCAUCUAUUGCGAGAGUCGUCUACAAGGGUCCGCCAUUGGCCCGAAAGCAGCAACAGCAGCAGAUCCGUUACGGCAAUUUCCAAGUUCUCCUCACGACCUACGAGUACAUCAUCAAGGACAGACCUGUCUUAAGUAAAAUCAAAUGGAUCCACAUGAUUAUUGACGAAGGUCAUCGUAUGAAGAACUCCUCCUCGAAGCUCAGCGCUACGCUCACUCAAUAUUACUCCACCCGCUACCGACUCAUCCUCACUGGUACGCCGCUACAGAACAACCUCCCUGAGUUGUGGGCCCUUCUGAAUUUCGUCCUUCCAACAAUCUUCAAAUCUGUGAAGUCUUUCGAUGAGUGGUUCAACACUCCAUUCGCGAACACCGGUAGCCAAGAUAAGAUAGAACUGACUGAAGAAGAAUCCAUUCUCGUCAUUCGUCGUCUUCACAAGGUCUUAAGACCGUUCUUGCUGCGUCGUCUGAAGAAGGAUGUUGAAAAGGAUUUGCCCGACAAGACUGAGAAAGUCAUCAAGUGCAAAUUCUCUUCGUUGCAAGCACGCCUCUACAAGCAGAUGGUGACCCACAACAAGUUGGUGGUCAGUGAUGGCAAGGGCGGAAAAACUGGUGCUCGUGGUCUGAGCAACAUGAUUAUGCAAUUGCGUAAGCUUUGCAAUCAUCCAUUCGUUUUCGAUGAGGUUGAGAACCAAAUGAACCCCCUGAGUGUGAGCAACGAUCUACUAUGGCGUACGGCCGGCAAGUUCGAGCUUCUCGACCGAGUUCUGCCUAAGUACCAGGCGACUGGCCACAGAGUGCUCAUGUUCUUCCAAAUGACUGCCAUUAUGGACAUUAUGGAAGACUUCUUGCGUUAUCGGGAUAUCAAAUACUUGCGAUUGGAUGGUACGACAAAGUCCGACGAUCGUUCUGACCUCCUUCGCGAAUUCAAUGCGCCGGACUCUCCAUACUUUAUGUUCUUGCUUUCUACUCGUGCUGGUGGUCUUGGUCUCAAUUUACAAACUGCGGACACUGUCAUCAUCUACGAUUCUGAUUGGAACCCGCAUCAAGAUUUACAAGCUCAAGAUCGAGCUCAUCGUAUCGGCCAGAAGAAUGAGGUUCGCAUUUUGAGACUUAUCAGUUCCAACUCCGUCGAGGAGAAGAUCUUAGAGCGAGCCAAAUUCAAGCUUGAUAUGGAUGGCAAAGUCAUUCAGGCUGGUCGUUUCGACAACAAAUCCUCCGAGACUGAUCGUGAUGCUAUGUUGAGAGUCAUGCUCGAGACGGCGGAAGCUGCUGAAACUCUCGAACAAGAAGAGAUGGAUGAUGAAGAUCUCAACAUGAUUCUCGCUCGCUCGGACGACGAACUCGAAGUUUUCAAGAAGAUGGACGAGGAGCGUGCCAAGGACUUGACAUACGGAACGGCUCAUGGCAGCAAGCGCAUCCCACGCCUCAUGGCCGAAAGCGAGCUUCCUGAAAUUUACAUGUCUGACGGAAAUCCAAUCUCCGACGAACCUGAAGAGAUCAAGGGUCGUGGCGCCCGUGAGCGGACCCGAGUCAAGUACGACGAUGGCCUCACAGAAGAACAAUGGCUCAAUGCUGUUGAUGAUGACGAGGAUUCUCCUGAGGCCGCUGCUGCUCGUAAACAGGCUCGAAAGGACCGUCGCGAGCAAAACAGACUCAAGAGACUCGGUCAAAUACCCGGGUCCAUCGAGAAUUCCCCAGCCGGGAGCCGCGAAAGCACCGAGGAGCCUGAGCCGACCCCUAAGAAGGCCCGAAAUCGCAAGGGCGGAAAGGCUGAUAAUAAGCGAAAGGCCGAAGAGCCUGACGACGAACCGCAGGCGAAGCGAAAGCGUGGUGCUCCUGCUGGUCGCAAGGGUGCAAUAUCUAAUGGUGAUACAGCAGCUGCUCGACAUCGCGCCACUCUUCAAGAGAGUUUGCGAAAGAUCUUUGAUGCUCUCAUGAAGCUAGAGUCUCCGGCUGAGUCGGGUUCUGAAGAGGAUGACGAAGAAGGAGGCGGCACACGCUUGAUCAUUGGGCCGUUUGUUGCGCUGCCGCCCAAGAAGCUUUUCCCCGACUAUUACGUGAUCAUCACAGAGCCAAUCUGCAUGAAGAUGAUUGAGAAGAAGAUUAAGAGCGAAGAAUAUUCCAGUCUUGGUGACUUGAAGAAGGAUGUCCAGCAUCUCUGCCGAAAUGCUAAGACAUAUAACGAAGAUGGCAGUCUGAUUUACGUAGACGCCGUCGCGAUUGAGAAUGCCCUUGAAUCAAAACUCCAAGAAGAAUUGAGUGAUCAUCCAGAGCUUGGUGACCUUGACGAUUCUUCUCGUAAUGGCGAUUCUACUGCACCCACAACCAGUGCCGGAACCCCAAUGCCUGCCGUUUCGAGCGGAAAGUUGAAGCUCACAUUCAACAAGGAUCAGUAUGCAAAUGGUGGCAGCAGUGGCGUGCAGAGUGAUGACGAUUAGGUGAUGAUGGAUAUCUUCGACUUGUUUGUGAUUUGCAACGGUGCGUUAGGUGUCCUGGGUGGUACUUGCAUAUGCGUUGGCUUUGGGCGUGCUGCUUGGUUUAUCAUGGCGUUUAUACAUGGAGAGGAGGACAUCUGGGAAGAAAAUGGGUCGCGUGAUGACCCUGUCUACUCGCAUGGGCCAAAUGCCUAGAUUGUACUUUAAUUAGAUCAGCAAUUGAGAUGUAUGAAGAGUGUUCCGGUGCUCUGGAUCGUGAGAACUUUGAAUAUGCAUAUAUCUGCGAUGCAGAAAGUCAGAUUUUCUCAGCCCUAUCCCAG